Molecule: messenger RNA, 1476 nt
Organism: Cucumis sativus (cucumber)
Lineage: Eukaryota; Viridiplantae; Streptophyta; Magnoliopsida; Cucurbitales; Cucurbitaceae
Product: syntaxin-124
Exons: 2
Coding region: 243-1154 (303 amino acids)
Biological process (GO): intracellular protein transport; exocytosis; vesicle fusion
Cellular component (GO): endomembrane system; plasma membrane; SNARE complex
Molecular function (GO): SNAP receptor activity; SNARE binding
Source: RefSeq, a predicted model, not a curated record
CUCACCCCCAGAAGCUCUUUUCUCUUCCUCGUUGGACGAAGGAACAUAAUUUGAACAACAACUUCGUCUGGGAAAAGAAAAGACCAAUAAAUUUCAGUACUUUUUCUUACCAUUUAAAAACAAAAAACAAAAAACAAAAAAUCCAAAAAACAAAAAAAACAAAAACAAAAAAAAAAUACAAAAACACCAGCCCCUGCAACCCAUUUGGAAGAUUUUGAGUGUACAAACAAAAAUCAUACAAAAUGAACGAUCUAUUCUCGAACUCGUUCAAGAAGUACACGGAUCUGAAGCAACAAGCAUAUCUGGACAGCAUGGAGGCUGGAAGUGAGAGUGUAAAUUUGGACAGAUUCUUUGAGGAUGUUGAAAAUGUUAAAGAUGACAUGAAACAAGUGGAGAAUUUGUACAAGAAAUUGCAGCAGGCUAAUGAGGAGUGUAAGGUUGUGCAUAAUGCCAAGACAAUGAAGGAGCUGAGGGGCCGAAUGGAGACUGACGUUGCUCAAGUUCUCAAGCGAGUCAAAUUGAUCAAAGGAAAACUCGAAGCUCUUGAGCGUUCUAAUGCCGCUCACCGUGGCCUCCCCGGUUGCGGCCCUGGCUCUUCUGCUGACCGAACUCGAACCUCUGUUGUCAGCGGCUUGGGAAAGAAGCUCAAAGAUGUUAUGGAUGAUUUUCAAGGCCUUAGAGCUCGAAUGAAUGCCGAGUAUAAAGAAACCGUCGAGCGAAGGUACUUCACUGUGACAGGGCAGAAAGCAAAUGAAGAAACAAUAGAGAAUUUAAUAUCAAGUGGGGAAAGUGAGAGCUUUCUACAGAAGGCAAUUCAAGAACAGGGUAGAGGUCAAAUAAUGGACACAAUUUCAGAGAUUCAAGAACGACAUGACGCUGUGAAGGAAAUAGAGAAGAAUUUGAUAGAGCUGCAUCAGAUUUUCUUGGACAUGGCAGCUUUAGUUGAAGCUCAAGGCCACCAACUGAACGACAUUGAAAGCCAUGUCGCGCAUGCUAACUCGUUUGUUAGAAGAGGAACAGAGCAACUCCAAGAAGCCAGAGAGUAUCAAAAGAGCUCAAGGAAAUGGACUUGCUAUGCCAUACUUUUGGGAGCUAUUCUUAUUAUCAUUCUUCUCUUCCCACUAUUAACUUCAAUUUUACCUCAUUUGUUGUAGAGAGGUUAUUGAUUUGCUUCUGAUUUUCCACUGCCACUCACUCAAGAAACAAAAAAAACCAAACAAAACAAAACAAAACUUCGAGUAGAAAAGCAGAGGAUUAUUAGGACUGAGAGAAUUUGUUUGAUUCAUUUUUUCUGUCAUUUAAUGUGGCGUUUUCUGAGGAUGUGUUGGUUGGUACAUAGCUGUAAAUGUGUUUUUAGAGAGAAUUUGGUUUCAUUUGGAUUAUCCACUUCCAAUUUGGACGUCCUCUUAGUUCCACAAAACAAAAUGUAUAGCCAAAGAUCCAUUAUAUUCCAAUUUCAUCAUUUCAUUUUUAUUU